GAAUUAAUAGAAGUAAAAAAAAGAGUUAUCAAGAUAAUUUAUUUGCAAUUUUAAAUAAAGGUUUUUUAACUAACUCACUUUUCUAUAUAUCUCAUGAAGGUUUAAAAUCUAUUUACUGCAAUCAGAAGUGAGUUUAUAGAAAAAUCUGAUUGCAGAGCAAAAGAAAAUAAUAUUUCAUAGCCAGAUGAUUUUAAGCCUCCGCUCUCACCAUUAAGAGAUAAGCCUGAAAAUAAUCCAUUUCUAAAAAAUUAUAAUAAAAAUAAAACUUUUGUAAACUCACAAAGACAAGCAAAAAGAUUUUCACCUAUCUUCAGAAAAAGAACACAGCAGGAGGAUUAAAAUGAAACUUUUCAAUAAAAAGCAAAUCUCACAAGCACUUAAUUAGUUAGUAAGUAGCAGGAAUUAGUAUAAGCUAAAAAGUAGGCUUAAAAAGUAAAGGUGAAUUUAGAAGAUAGUGAUUUUUUCAAGUUUAUUGAAAUUAAACAAAUUUCUCCUUUGAAAAUGGGUAAAUCGCGUAAAGACUAUAAUGUAACCUAAUAUAAUGGGCUGAAUUAAUCAAAGAUAUUUAAUGAGAUAAAUAAAUAUAGUUAAGACAUCCAAGGGAUAUCUCUAACUCAAAAUAUUAUUCCAUCAGACGAUGCUGAAACACACAUGAGUACAAUACAUUCCUAAUAAGAGUAGUCUGAUUAAAAGACAGCUACUGAAAUUUAGCUUAAUUUAAAUAAAAAUAUUAAUGGAGAUAUAUCUAACCUAUUAAAUUAAUAGAAUGGGAACAACUAUGAAUAAAUUUUUUCGAGAUAAUCUACAGCAACUUAAGCUACUCAAAAAAUAUUUAACUUAAAUUAUGAUCUUUCGUUAAGUAGCUCUUAAGAAAAUAAUUCAUCAUGUAAGAGAAAAUUCUCUCAUAAGCUAUCAUUGACGAAUGAAUCACCUAUAGAUAUAAAUAAAUCUGAAGAAGGAGAUAAGCACUAUUUUAAUUAGACAUCACCAUUUUACUGUGGUUUUUCAUUGGAUAGCUAGAAUUAAUUAAGUUCUUCAUAAGUAAAUAGUAGUACACUUAUUCCAAUAUCGAAUACUUUAGUUAAAGAAUAAUUACUAGGUUCAAAUACUUAAGAUUUUAAUGGUAGUAUAACAGAAUACUAAGAUAUAGAUAUCGAGGCUUAGACAUUUGAUGGAAUUUCAUAUUACAAGGAAAGAAUUAAUAGAGAAGCUAAUAGCAAAAAUAAAAAAAUAAUUUUAAGUAGACUCAAAAUAAAAAAUAAUACAACAGAGAAAUAUAAAAAUAAUACAUUAGAAGAUAACUAAGAAGAAAAAGAAUAUACAGAAUCAAACAGAGAUUAAAGAGUCUUUAGAUAAAUUCCAUUAAUAAAAAACCAUUAAUAGAAUAUUUUAUAAUUUAGGAAAAGAAAAAUAGAGUUCCCACAUAAAAGAGGAGUAUCUGCUUAAGAAUCUCAGUAUAAUCCUUAUUUACCAAACAACCCUUUCAAUUAAUUAAAAUCUUAUGUGUAAAGCACUUGUGAAAAAAUAUCAGAAAAAAGAUAGUUAUCUUUGAAUACAUCAUUUAAUAUAGAUUUUUUAUAAUGUAAUGAUAAAUUAAAUAUUGGCAGUAGCCAGUCAAGUUAAAAUAAACACAUAUAAUUUGAUUCUGACUGCUAUAAUUUUAGUAUAGGCAAUACCAUUUCAAGUCAGCAAGGUUCGUAAAACGGUAAUCAGUAGUAAAGUAAACAAUCCCCCAAAGGACACAUUUUUACAAGUUGCAGAAAACGAGUUUAAAGUGUUUAAGAGGAUUUUUAGAAAACAAUAGGAUUAAAAGGCGAAGAUUUUUUAUAUAUAUAGUCAUUAUAAUAAUAUCCUUUUACAUCUAAGAAUUCAUCUUCUAAAUAAAAUAUAUUUUAUGAUACUACCACAAAAAACCAAGUUUUAUUAGACUAAGGCUUGGUUCCGAGCUUCUAUGAUUAUAAAAACUAUGAAACCACCUUAGCUCCAAUGACAGUUAGCUUUUAUGAUAACAAUUUUCAAUCUCCUAAAAACCCAAAAUCUAAAUUCUAGAACUAAUAAAAUUAGACUGAAAAAUAUUAUAGUGGAGCAGGAUUGUGCUAACCAGUCUCACCAUAAAAAAUGAAUCCACCUCCUUCAUAUUUAAUUCUAAAAGAUUUUGUACAAAAAAGAUAAAAACCUGAUAAAACUUAUAACCAAAUUAUUGGUAAUUCCAAGACAGAAAAGCCAAAAAGAAUUCCAAGUGAUCAAUUUUCUCCUUAAAAAAUUAUAUAAAUAAAUUCUCUAGCAUUAGAAUUCAAAUGA
This is a messenger RNA of Tetrahymena thermophila SB210, 2301 nucleotides long. RefSeq lists its product as hypothetical. NCBI's taxonomy places the organism in Eukaryota, Ciliophora, Oligohymenophorea, Hymenostomatida, Tetrahymenidae. The transcript has a single exon. The record is from RefSeq and is a predicted model, not a curated record.